AAACAAACAUACAACACCAGGGAUUCGCUGGUCGUCACCGACCCAACUACUAGUCUGGCCCUCAUUGGCUUGUCUAUGGGAGAGCGGACGGGAUCCCGAAUUUUCCAAUGGGUGUGGUCGUAUGUGACAGUUAUGGGCAGUAAACGCUGCUAUCUUGGCAGCUUUUUGUUGCUGAGGGGAAAUGCUGGCCAGCGACUCGUUAGGGUUAGGGCUCACGAUCCUAGAGGUUUAUCUGAAAUAAGGAUUUGA
Molecule: messenger RNA, 249 nt
Organism: Lasiosphaeria miniovina
Lineage: Eukaryota; Fungi; Ascomycota; Sordariomycetes; Sordariales; Lasiosphaeriaceae
Exons: 1
Source: RefSeq, a predicted model, not a curated record